AUGGCGCCGCUUGCCUUGAAGAUUAAAGGCAACAAGUCAUUUUCGCCUUUUGCCAACCUCGAUUCCGAAGAGGACUUAUCAAAGACCUGGAGGGUAUGCACCAAGGUCAAAGACUCGUUAGAAAACGGCUCAAGACUCGAAAACCUGUCCUGGCGGCUAUGGUUCCGC
Zychaea mexicana is the source of this 168-nucleotide messenger RNA. RefSeq lists its product as uncharacterized. The annotation marks the transcript as partial. The record is from RefSeq and is a predicted model, not a curated record. The transcript has a single exon. Gene Ontology annotation, cellular component: cytoplasm. Lineage: Eukaryota; Fungi; Mucoromycota; Mucoromycetes; Mucorales; Lichtheimiaceae. Gene Ontology annotation, biological process: negative regulation of transcription by RNA polymerase II; mitochondria-nucleus signaling pathway; regulation of nitrogen utilization.